This is a messenger RNA of Capronia epimyces CBS 606.96, 1758 nucleotides long. Its product is annotated as stress-induced-phosphoprotein 1. Bases 1 to 1758 code for a protein of 585 amino acids. Gene Ontology annotation, molecular function: Hsp90 protein binding. The record is from RefSeq and is a predicted model, not a curated record. Lineage: Eukaryota; Fungi; Ascomycota; Eurotiomycetes; Chaetothyriales; Herpotrichiellaceae. The transcript has 3 exons.
AUGGCCGACGCCCUCAAGGCUGAAGGCAACAAGGCUUUUGCUGCCAAAGAUUACCAAACUGCCGCUGAAAAGUUCUCCCAAGCUAUCGAAUUAGAUCCCACAAAUCACGUCCUCUACUCCAACCGAUCCGGCGCAUACGCUUCCCUCAGGGACUACCAGAAAGCUCUCGAAGAUGCAGAAAAGACAGUAGAGAUCAAAUCCGACUGGGCGAAGGGUUGGGGACGUAAAGGCACUGCUCAGCAUGGCUUGGGUGAUCUUGUCGGCGCGAAAGACUCAUUCGAACAGGCACUCAAACUUGAACCGUCCAAUGCUCAAGCCAAGUCCGGUCUCGAUGCUGUGAACAGAGCCAUUGAGGCCGAGGCUCGUGCUGAUGGCGCUGACGGCGCUGACUUGGGAGGUCUUGGAAACAUCUUCAGUGACCCUCAACUCAUCCAGAAACUAGCCAGCAACCCGAAGACUGCUCCCUUCCUCGCCGACCCACAGUUUGUGACCAAACUGCAACGGCUAGCCAAGAACCCUCAGGAUAUGGGCCAAGAGCUUGCUGACCCCCGAUUCCUGCAGGUCAUGGGUGUGCUACUGGGUGUUGACAUGCAAAUGGGUGCUCCGCCAGAAGGCGCAUCGUCCAGAGCAGAAAAUCCGGCGGACGCAGAAGAGGAUGUGCCCAUGCCAGACGCCCGACCUGAGUCAAACCCUCGCCCUGCCGAGAAGAAAGUACCCGAGCCCGAGCCUGAACCAGAAGAGGAGGACGAGGAGGCGAUCGCAGCUAAGAAAGCAAAGGAAGAGGCCGAAAAGGAGAAAAAGUUGGGCAACGAGUUCUAUAAGAAGCGACAAUUUGAUGAGGCCAUUGGACAUUACAGCAAGGCUUGGGAGCUACACAAGGACAUCACAUUUCUGACAAACCUCGCCGCCGCCAAAUUCGAGCAGGGCGACUACCAAGGCUGCAUUGAGGCUUGCGAAAAGGCCAUUGAAGAAGGCCGACAGAUUCUUGCAGACUUCAAGAUCAUCGCGAAAGCAUUCGGACGCAUCGGCUCUGCAUAUGAGAAGCUGGGUGAUCUGCCAAAGGCCAUCCACAACUACCAGAACUCGCUAACCGAGCACCGUACCCCGGAGAUUCUCGCGAAGCUCAGGGCCGCUGAAAAGGCCCAAAUCAAAGCCGAGAAAGAUGCAUACGUCGAUCCUCAAAAGGCAGAAGAGGCACGUCUACUUGGAGCAGAGAGGUUCAAGAAUGCAGAUUGGCCUGGUGCUGUCGAGGCGUAUACCGAACUGACGAAACGAGCGCCCGAUGAUCCUCGAGGCUACAGCAACCGAGCCGCGGCACUGAUCAAGCUCCUAGAGUUCCCCAACGCCAUUCAAGACUGCGACGAAGCAAUCAAACGUGACUCCAAAUUCAUCAAAGCCUACCUCCGCAAAGCCCAGGCUCUAUACGGGAUGAAGGAGUAUAACAAGUGCCUGGACGUGCUCACCGAGGCGGCGGAUCACGAUGAAGGAGGCAAAAACGCUCGCGAGAUCGAGCAGCAGCAGCAAAAGGCCCUCGAGGCCAUGUACGCAGCUCGCGCGGGCGAGACGGAGGAGGAGACCUCUGCGAGAAUCCAAAAGGAUCCACAGAUCAUGGAAAUCCUCUCCGAUCCAAUUCUGCAAUCGAUCUUGCAACAGGCCAAGAGCGAUCCUGCAGCGCUGAACGAGCACAUGAAGAACCCAGCCAUCCGCACCAAGAUCCAGAAACUGAUCGCAGCUGGCGUCAUCCGCCUUGGCCGGUAA